GUCUUCUCUCCGGCUGCGAGCACAGGGACCCCGGCCAGGAGCCUCCACACACCGGGGCCCCCGCACCCCCAUGCGCUGCUGCUGCCGGCGGCGGCUGCUGACGAGGAAAUCCAGGAAGUUUGUUGUGAGCCUCCUGUACACACAGGUCCUCCUCUGCCCCCAGUCGGACCUGAUGCUCUGUGGGAUGGGGGCCUGCAGCAGGAAAGCCCUGACGUUGCUCAGCAGUGUAUUCGCGGUGUGUGGUCUGGGGCUCCUGGGGAUCGCGGUCAGCACCGACUACUGGCUCUACCUGGAAGAGGGGGUCAUCCUCCCCCAGAACCAGACCACCGAGAUCAAGAUGUCGCUGCACUCGGGGCUAUGGAGGGUCUGCUUCCUGGCAGGCGAGGAGCAGGGCCGCUGCUUCACCAUCGAGUACGUGAUGCCGAUGAAUGUCCAGAUGACCUCAGAGUCCACGGUCAGCGUCCUGAAAAUGAUCCGCUCUGCCACCCCGUUCCCGCUCGUCAGCCUCUUCUUCAUGUUUAUCGGGUUCAUCCUGAAUAACGUGGGGCAUGUCCGCCCGCACAGGACCAUCCUGGCCUUCGUCUCCGGCAUCUUCUUCAUCCUGUCCGGUCUCUCGCUGGUGGUCGGCCUGGUUCUUUACAUUUCCAGCAUCAAUGAUGAGAUUCUGAACCGGACGAAGGACCCGGAGACUUACUUCAGCUACAAGUACGGCUGGUCCUUCGCCUUCGCGGCCAUCUCUUUCCUCCUGACUGAGAGUGCCGGGGUGAUGUCCGUCUACCUGUUCAUGAAGAGGUACACAGCCGAAGACGCCUACAGACCCCACCCCGGAUACUACCGGCCGCGGCUCAGCAACUGCUCCGACUACUCCGGUCAGUUCCUGCACCCCGAGGCCUGGGUGAGAGGUCGGAGCCCCUCGGACAUCUCCAGCGAGGCCUCUCUGCAGAUGAACUCCAACUACCCGGCGCUGCUCAAAUGCCCUGACUACGACCAGAUGUCCUCAUCGCCGUGCUGAGCGUGUGACAUGGUUGCCACCUGGAAGCUGCACAGUGUUCUGCCGGACAUGUCAACCUCUGUCCUCAAUACGUGUCCUACAGCCCUACUCAUUGUGCCGCUUAUCUCUAAGAACUGCUGAAUCUGGACACCUGGGCCGGGUGAGGGUCCUGACGGCUCCUGUGCCCCUCAGUAGGUUAGCCAACACAGCUCUGCUCAGUCGUGUCCUGGCCAAGUGUCCGCCAGUGUGACCCAAAGCCGGUAGAUUGAAGUAAUCCAUAUAUAUAGUUACCAUGUAUAGUGAGGACUAGGAGCGUGACCUCGUGGUCAUCAAGGAGGAUGGGCACAUCCUCCUGUGGUUAUAGACAGUUAUGUUCUCAUGUUAAGGUCAUACAUGGUCAUCUUCUCGUAGGUAAUGUUCUCAUGGUCUUCUCGUUGUGUGGUCAGACAUGGUAUCGGGGCAUGGUCAUGUUCUCGGGAUGUAGUGGUCAUGCUCUCAUGGUGUGGUCAUCCACAUGGUCAUGUUCACAUGCUGAGGACAUACACAUGUUCUUUUGCUGUGGUCAUACACCUGGUCAUGUUCUCGUAGUAUCAUAUGUGGAAAUAUUCUCAUGGUGUUGUCAUACAUGAUUAUGGUCAUCUUGUGGUGUGAUCAUUCAUGUUCAUCACUCAUGGUCUUGGGGAGUGGUGGUCAUGUACCUGGUCAUGGUCUUGGGGACUGGUGGUCAUGCACCUGCUCUCACGGUCUGGUCAUACCCCUGGUCUCACUGUGGGAUCAUAGACCUGGUCAUGCUGACACGGUGUGGUCAUGCCCCUUGUCAUCCUCUCAUGGUGGUGUCAUACCCCUGGUAAUGCGCUCACGGUGGGGUCAUACCCCUGGUCAUGUUCUUGUAGUAUCAUAUGUGGUAAUGUUCUCAUGGUGUUGUCAUACAUGGUCAUCUUGUGGUGUGAUUAUUCAAGGUAAUCACACAUGGUCAUGGUCCUGGGGUGUGGUGGUCAUGCACCUGCUCUCACGGUGUGGUCAUAACCCUGGUCAUGUUCUCACAGUGUGGUCAUACCCCUGGUCUCACGGUGGGAUCAUACACCUGGUCAUACUGUCACGGUGUGGUCAUGCUCUCACGGUGAGGUCAUACUACUGGUCAUGCUCUCACGGUGGCGUCGUACCCCUGGUCAUGUUCUUGUAGUAUCAUAUGUGGUAAUGUUUUCAUGGUGUUGUCAUACAUGUUCAUGGUCAUCAUCAUCUUGUGGUGGUGUGGUCAUUCAUGGUCCUCACACAUGGUCUUGGGCUGUGACCACACAUGGUCGUGGUCUCGGGACAUAGUGGUCAUACCCCUGGUCAUGGUCUCACAGUUUGGUAGUACCCCUGGUCACGCUCUAACAGUGUGGUCAUACAUGUGCUCAUUUUUAAUAAACUCAUGAUGCCUUGGUUGUUUCAAGGGACAAGAGAGCCGAUCCCUGUGCGUUCCGUCCUCCUGACCCCGUCUCUCUCUAUGUAUCGUGUACACGUCCUGAGGAGCAAUCUGUAUGUCCCAGCAGCCAUGAGGCGGAUCGCCCGCAGUGCAGCCGAGCAACUAGCCGCCUCAGGAACACGCGUGAUCACAUACAUGACGUGCAGGCUGCACCAAUGUCACUUUGUCUAUCCUCUGCUCCAGUCACAUCCAGAGCUGCAGUCAUAUUUCUUCCAUUAUAUCAUAUAUUCUACUCCUGUUACAUCCAGAGCUUGUCACAUCAUGUCUUAUACUCAAGUCAC
This is a messenger RNA of Bufo bufo (common toad), 2740 nucleotides long. RefSeq names its product calcium voltage-gated channel auxiliary subunit gamma 5 (gene CACNG5). Lineage: Eukaryota; Metazoa; Chordata; Amphibia; Anura; Bufonidae. Bases 71 to 1012 code for a protein of 313 amino acids. Gene Ontology annotation, cellular component: postsynaptic density membrane; AMPA glutamate receptor complex. Gene Ontology annotation, biological process: positive regulation of synaptic transmission, glutamatergic; regulation of AMPA receptor activity; neurotransmitter receptor transport, postsynaptic endosome to lysosome. The record is from RefSeq and is a predicted model, not a curated record. Gene Ontology annotation, molecular function: channel regulator activity; voltage-gated calcium channel activity. The transcript has 6 exons.